Molecule: messenger RNA, 2913 nt
Organism: Polyodon spathula (Mississippi paddlefish)
Lineage: Eukaryota; Metazoa; Chordata; Actinopteri; Acipenseriformes; Polyodontidae
Product: putative transferase CAF17 homolog, mitochondrial
Exons: 3
Coding region: 109-1236 (375 amino acids)
Cellular component (GO): mitochondrial matrix
Molecular function (GO): protein binding
Source: RefSeq, a predicted model, not a curated record
ACAGCGGGGAAUUUCGGGAUACAAAAUGGCAUCAAUUUGAGCUUUUGACUUCGAAUAUUUCAUUUUAUAUACUAUUUCUAGUGUAUUUUAAGGCAUAGAAACGGGACGAUGUUUAAUUCAUGCUUGGCCCGUGGCAACUCCGGAGCUGCAGUUUAUAAGACUUUCAUCUGGUCCAAUUUGAAGUGCUGUCGGCGACCGAGACAGCAUCACCAGGUCGUUACAUUCAAUGUUUCUGGGUUCUGCCAGAGCACCACAAACUCAAAGCGGAGUUUCAGUCAGGUGGACGGGGAUAAAUGUUUGGGGCUGUAUACGUGUCACAGCCUGACUCCUCAUAGGACUCUCUUGAAACUUCAGGGCAAGGACGCGAGAGCAUUUCUGCAAGGUCUAAUCACUAACGACGUGGAGAGCUUGACGGGGGAAGAGGGCAGAAAAGCACUGUACACCCAUAUGCUGAACAUUCAAGGGAGAACUUUAUUUGACAUUAUUUUGUACAGUUUGGAGGGAAAGCAGGGGGAAGAGUCGAGCAGCCUGUUGCUGGAGUGUGACGGUACAGUAUCGGACUCUAUUCAGAAACAUUUAAAAGUCUAUAAGAUCCGUCGGAAGGUGAUCAUCGAGCCCUGCACAGACCUGUCUCUGUGGGCCGUCCUGCCUUCAGGGCAGCUGGGGGAGAGCAAAACUGCCGUCCCGCAAGUGUCGGGCUCUGCCCAGAUACUGGUGUGGGAGCCUGACCCUCGUGCUGCAGCGAUGGGGUGGAGACUCAUUGUGAACAAGCAAGUCAACCCACUGGAGAUCCUGCCAGCAAGCCAACUUGGGGAUGUUGAAGAGUAUCAUAAGCACAGGUAUAAAAUAGGGCUGCCUGAAGGUGUAAAGGACCUUCCUCCUGGGGGAGCACUGCCUCUGGAGUCCAACCUGGUCUACAUGAAUGGUAUCAGCUUUGUCAAGGGCUGCUACAUCGGGCAGGAACUGACUGCCAGAACUCACCACACUGGCGUGAUCCGGAAGCGCCUUAUGCCUGUACGGCUGACGGAGCCUGUCACUGCCCCUGAGGGGGCUGCCAUCCUCACUGGAGGCGGGAAGUCCGCCGGGAAACUCCGUACCAGCCUCGGGGUCCAGGGCCUGGCACUCAUCAGAUUAGCUCAAGCCAACGAGCCCCUUUUUGUUCAAACAUCAGACAACACUCUUCUGCAACUGAAGGCUUCAUUGCCCGACUGGUGGCCAAAAUAUGAUAAACAGUAGUGACAUGACAAAAACCUUAAUAUUUAACAUGGGUCCACACACACACACACACACACACACACACACAUUGCUAUAGAAAACAAUUGGCAAAAGAGAAAUUCAAGAUAAAUUCAAGAGAAACCUCACAAAAUGCAUAUCCAGCCCCUCUAUAUUGAAAUAUGUUUAAAAGUUGCAAAAUUGAUUACCGAUAGAAACUAUAGCUCAUGGUAUGUAUAUUUAUUCUGUUUUUAUAUGUUCCAGUUUUGAGUGCUUUUGUCAAAUUAGGCAUUCGGUUGUCAGGGUCCAGUUAUUAAAUUCUUAGCUUGGCAAAGUGCCAACAACCUUAAAUGUGUUUGUUCUGUGAUCUUGCAGAAAACAGACAUAUUCAAAGAUGUUGCUCUACCAUUGCACCUAACUUGGGGUGCAAGGUAAGCUGGGAAAUUUAGUUACUGAUCAUUGUUUUUUAGGAUUGCAGAGUUGGUAGGAAACACUGAGGGAAUGUAUUGCUAAAGUAUCUACCAGUAUUAGCAUGUACCACAAAACCACGAUGCUAUACCCUGAGUUGUUUGUGUUUGCCAUCAUUUCUGUUAUAAAUAUUCAGUGUGUAACUUGAUUUGCAGUGAAAUAUGAUUGUUUUUAAAAAAAAGAGCUAAUCUUUACCAUGUUACUCCUGUGAUAUACAGUACCUUUUUUCAGAUAAAUAAUAUAUUAAUGCUUUACAAAGCACUAUAACAUUUAUUAAAGUGCUUAUGCAAGUUUUUUUUUUAUGUCCUGUUUCAUUUGUGUGUUUGUGAAAAUGGGCUGGUUAGGUUCACAUUUUAAAAACGCUUGAUUCUGAAUUUUGAAGCUGUGGAUUUGCAAUUUAACCUAUUCACGUUUGGUAUUGGUCUUUAUUGAAACACAAAAGCAUUAAACCUCCUGCAUGGAAUUCAUUUAGUCAUUGUAGUAAAAGAAGUUACGGGGAGCAUUUACUUGGUAACAUUUUGGAAGAACAGUCUAAACCCAUUGCAUUAGCUAAUUCAAAAGAGGUACCAAGCAAGGUUAUUUGUCAUGCUUUGGAAUUAGUGGUGAACUGCUUUUGGCUAUACAAAAUAUAACCUAAACUUUCCAAAAAAAUAUUGCAUGAAUUAUGUGUUUUGCAUUUAUUUAUUUUAUCCUUUUGGGGCUGUAUGAGCUCCAAAGCAGUUGGGGUAAGUAAGAAGCUGUGGUUUGUUCUUAAAUCCCACUGAAGUAAAUACAGGCUCCAAUUUGUGAGAACAAUGGGUUCUAAUCUGUUCGCGAAGGUACAUGUAAAACUAUACAUUGUGGCAUACAUACAUACACUCAUUGUUUAGGUGCCAAAGUUACGAUAAUUAACAAUAGCCUAUUCUGCAGCUGCAAAAUAAGCAUGCUGAAGCCUUGUGCAGCAUUCAUACAUAAUUAACAUCCUUCAGAGGUACAGGCCAAACCAAAGGCCGAUACCUUUCUGCUGGGGUUUCCAUUUGGUUAUACUGAUUUUCCUCAAGCACUUCCUAAUUUGAGGUACCUGUCUUCUAAAAUUAGCUUUUGUGGCAUCUUGACUUGUCUUGAAACAUGACUAAUGAUAUGGCAGUUGUCAGUGUCUGCUCUUGAAAAGUACUGAUUGUGUGAAUUUAGCCAUUCAUUGUUUACAGUACAGACAGCCUGCUUAACAGUAAGUUACAGUUCUGACUCCUAAAA